Prorocentrum cordatum is the source of this 714-nucleotide messenger RNA. Lineage: Eukaryota; Dinophyceae; Prorocentrales; Prorocentraceae. The record is from the annotation of a GenBank genome assembly.
GCGGUUCCGAGGGAAGACGUGGCGCCUGCCGCCUGCGCGCGCCGGCCCGGCAGGGCUGCCCACGGUACGUCGAGCCAGACGCUCCCUGGGCAGGUCGAGGGUUUCAGGUCCGGUGUCGAUGCAGAUGCUGGGUGCUGUCUGGACGGCGACUCGGUGGGGACGACGUCGACGUGCUGCAGCGAGGACGCAGAGCUGGUGACGGUGAAGCUCAAGAAGAAGAACGGAAAUGGGGCGUACGGCGUCCGCCUGGUCGACACGGAGGACCAGGAGGCCGGUCUCAUGAUCAUGUUCAUCCCCGAGGGCGGUGCGCUGAGCCAGUGGAUCAAGGAGAACCCAUCGGCGGCCGUGGCCCCCGGCGACAGCAUCGUCUCGGUGAACGGCAUCACCGCCCCGUGGGCCAUCAUGGAGGAGAUGGCCAAGUCCAGCUCUGUCGAGAUGGUUGUCCGCCCCGCUGCGCCUGGGGCCAUGGCGCUCCUCUCGAAGUGCCACGUCACGGACCGGACCCUCCAGACGACCGCGCUCGUCCUAAAGCGCACCAUCCGUGCCGGCGACAUCGCGAUGGACUCCUGCGCCAUCUGCAUGGAGGACGUGGAGUCCGACGAGCGGGUCGCGGGCCUCCAGUGCGGGCACGGCUUCCAUCAGCGGUGCAUCGUGCGGUGGCUGGCUCGCCACGGCACUUGCGGCUGCCCGCUCUGCAGGGAGGUCGUCCACUGA